This is a messenger RNA of Rhinocladiella mackenziei CBS 650.93, 1083 nucleotides long. RefSeq lists its product as uncharacterized. The transcript has 2 exons. NCBI's taxonomy places the organism in Eukaryota, Fungi, Ascomycota, Eurotiomycetes, Chaetothyriales, Herpotrichiellaceae. Bases 1 to 1083 code for a protein of 360 amino acids. Gene Ontology annotation, molecular function: structural constituent of cell wall. Gene Ontology annotation, biological process: fungal-type cell wall organization. The record is from RefSeq and is a predicted model, not a curated record. Gene Ontology annotation, cellular component: fungal-type cell wall.
AUGCAGUAUACGCUCGCUUUGCUCGCUUUGGCCCUUGCGGCCGUGGCUUCGCCCAUGCCACAGGCUGUAACGUCUGCCAUUGCACCGUCUUCGCCUUCUCCGGAAGGAUGUCUGGCUUCACAUGAUGGUACCUUCCAAAUCACGGUGGUGAAUGUCUCGACCUCAGCAUCAAAGCGGGACCUUGUAGGACGACAACUCGCCGGGCCGUUGACACUCACUCUGGCCAACUCUGUUCUCACCGAUCAAGCUGGCCGUACUGGCUAUAUCGCCGCCAACUACCAAUUCCAGUUUGACGCACCGCCGCAAGCUGGCGCCAUCUAUACCUCGGGAUUCUCGCUUUGUUCCAACUACAGCCUUGCACUCGGAGGCUCAGCCAUUUGGUGGCAGUGUCUGAGUGGUGACUUUUAUAAUCUCUAUGACAGAAAAUGGGCAGACCACUGUGUUGCAAUUUAUCUCUAUGCGCUUAUUGGAUCCUCGGCGCCGCCAGCGACACAAGCGAGCGAUGGUCAACCGGUGGCAACGACUGCGGUCCAAUCCGUCAGUCAGCUCAGCGAUGGACAGCCUCAAGCCACUACCGCCGUGGUAUCUCAGAUAUCUGAUGGUCAACCACAGGCCACCACUGGAGCUCCCGUCUCUCAGAUUUCAGACGGGCAGCCACAAGCUCCUACCGGCACCCCUGUCAGUCAAAUCUCUGAUGGACAACCACAAGCCCCUACUGGUACCCCCGUCUCCCAGAUUUCCGAUGGGCAACCACAGGCUCCUACCGGCGCUCCCGUUUCUCAGAUUUCAGAUGGCCAACCGCAGGCCCCCACUGGUGCCCCAGUCAGCCAAAUUUCUGACGGUCAACCUCAGGCCCCUACUGGGACACCCGUUUCUCAGAUCUCAGACGGUCAGCCUCAAGCCCCAACUGGUGCGCCUGUGACUCAAAUCUCAGAUGGACAACCACAGGCCGCCACACCCACAGUGGAAGCCGUCAGUGCCAGUUCUGCGGCCCCCGCAACGUACACCGGGGGCGCAAAUCGUGAGGAACUUUCAGGCCUGGCUGUCGUCGCUGGUUUCGUGGGAGCUGUGAUCCUGCUUUAA